Branchiostoma floridae (Florida lancelet) is the source of this 2585-nucleotide messenger RNA. Its product is annotated as mucin-5AC-like. Bases 20 to 2230 code for a protein of 736 amino acids. Gene Ontology annotation, molecular function: ubiquitin-protein transferase activity; zinc ion binding. Lineage: Eukaryota; Metazoa; Chordata; Leptocardii; Amphioxiformes; Branchiostomatidae. Gene Ontology annotation, cellular component: nucleoplasm; chromatin. The record is from RefSeq and is a predicted model, not a curated record. Gene Ontology annotation, biological process: positive regulation of DNA-templated transcription. The transcript has 6 exons.
AUCGAAGUUCGAAUGCAAAAUGGCGGAAGCAUCACCAGAAGGAGAAGUCGAUCGGAGCUUGGAGACGAACAUUUUCGACUGCAGCAUCUGUCUACAGAUCUUCACCAGGCCCAAGGUGCUGCCAUGCGGCCACACCUUCUGUAAGAACUGUCUGGUAACGUACGUUAAUGGCGACUGGUCCUUCAAGUGUCCGACGUGUAUGACAUCUGUGUACUUGGCCAAGAAAGGCGUAGAGGGAGUUGAACGUUUAACAGACAACAUCUCCUUGGGAAAUCUUCGAGAUGACUUUGCAAGUCUCACAAUUAUCAACAAACAGCGCAGCAAAGUUGAGGGUUCCAUACAACAGAGUAACCAGCAAGUUUGUGCAAGGCAUAACGACAUGGAAGUCAAGUACUAUUGCCCUAGCUGUGAGGAAGUUAUCUGUGGAGAGUGUAUAGUUGAUGAACAUAACACGCACGGAGUCACCAGGCUUGUCAAAGCUUUGGAGAAGCAAGCUGAACAAGCCAGAGAAGUCAUGGACGAGGGAAGGAGCUGGAUUGAUAAAGUGAGAGGAAAAAUCACAGAAACAGAAGAAGCAAUGAUGAUGUUGAAGUUGGAUGAGGAUGUACAGAGCGAUUCAGUGGACGAAAGGGCGGCCAGGCUGAAAGAGGUGCUAACACAAGCUGUGGAUAAACGUGCAAGCGACUUAAAGAAAGAGUUGAGCGCCUUGUUUGAGCUGAAGCGAUUCGCUCUCACAAACCGUAAGGAAGAACUAGAGACAGCGCUAGCAACCUUACUGAACUGCGUGGAAGAAAUUGAGCGUUGCAUCGCCUCGGAAGAAACCAUUGCUUUGAUCAGGGGGAGGAAGGUGUUACAGGAAGUGAUCCAGCCAUUGCCAGAAAAAACACUGUUGAUGGACGAACAGGACAGUUUGCUGGUUUUCACGCCUAGCCCUUUUGAUAUGCCAAUAAUCUCGCUUGGAACUGUCCGCAGGACCAAGAACGCUUGCGCCAGUCCUUCGAAGAUGGGUGUAUUUUCUUUUGGGAAAAUCCAUAGCACAAUAACGUUUAGUGCCAGUCCCAUCAACCUGCCUACACGGUCCCUUACAACAGACCAAAAUGCCACAAACUCUAGCGCAAGUACCAGUUGUUUCAACCUGCCUACGCCAACCCUGACAACAGUCCAAAGUGCCCCAAAUUCUAGCACAAGUACCAGUCCUCUCAAUGUGCCUUCAUGCUCACUUGCAACAGUCCAACAAUCCCCAAAUGCCAGCACAAGUAACGUUACCAGUCCUAUCAACCUGCCUACGCGGUCCCUUACAACAGACCAAAAUGCCCCAAACUCUAGCACAACUACCAGUUCUCCGAAUGUGCCUUCAUUGUGCUUUACAACUGUCCAAAAUACUCCAAACUCUAGUACUUGCAGUGCUAGUACCAGCACCAGUCCUAUCAAUGUGCCUGCAUGGUCACUUAGAAUGGUUGAAAGUGACAUUUGGACCCGUGGUACACCCAAGUUUUCGUCAAAAACAGUACAGAGAGUAAGGAAGCCCGUUGUGCGAAAGUCUUCAGAGACAACCCAUGCAGUGGAUGCAUUCGUUAAAAGCCUGCAACAAAGAAGUGAGGAACAGCAUCUACUGGAUCCCACAUUCCCUAAAAUGUGUCCUGAAAGGCCCAGGGUAACCUCGGUUGGAGCAGAGUGUGCCGGGAAUGACGUCAGCCAAGCCAGACCCACCAACUCAGGGACAGGUAGUCAUCAGGACAUAGUACAGGUGCUGUUAAGGGAACCACAGUCUUCCACUGGGGUAAAAUGGCAGCCCUCGUCGAAUCCAAACCACUCUUCAGCUGCAGGGACCAACACACUGCCACAGUCAGCACCAAUGGAAAGAACAGGACAGCAACAGCUACCCAUCUUCAAGGCACAGCAGGAACUGUCUGCACUGUUGCAGCAACAAGGACCACGUCGUUACCUACACGUUAAGAGAAAUACCAAGAAGGUCAACAAGGUCAAGGACACUGUUGCAAAGAACUUCAAGUUCGAGAUUCCUCAUAGAGAUGACGCAAGUGGAGGCGGUAACAUCGACCCUUCCAGCUCAGAAAGUACUGUUGUGGACAACCCCCAGACCAACUCUAUGCCUACCGAUGCUGAGGGUUCAGUCAAGGACACAAGCACCAGUGCAGAAGAGUCUACUCCACAGGGUGCCGCGGCCCUUUCUGAUGGUACCAAUGCCAAGAGCAGUGAUUUGGAUGUCUAGCCUUCCUUCAUGCCUUGUUUGCCAUGGCCUGAGUUGCCUGGCUCUUUAUCAUUAGACAACACCACGCAUUUCUUGAGUACGCCAGUUUAAACUGCACAUAAGUACUGUGAUACCUUGUUUGCAAUAUGUCAUAGGUGAGGGCCCCUGAGACAAAACUCGUCUGGACAUUUAUCAAGCAUGGUAUGAACAAGGAGGUUAAAAAAAAGGGUUAACUUCCUUGGUCUGGACAAGAACUGUUGGCAAUGGCCUCAGUUGCCUGGCUCCUCACAAGACUACACCAUGCAUUUCCAGAAUACACAAGUGUGAACUGUGAAACAUUGUACGUAAUAUGUCAAAGGUGAGGGCCCCUUGUAUC